This is a messenger RNA of Nematolebias whitei (Rio pearlfish), 2557 nucleotides long. RefSeq names its product GTPase activating protein (SH3 domain) binding protein 1 (gene g3bp1). The transcript is spliced from 12 exons. Gene Ontology annotation, molecular function: mRNA binding. The coding region runs from base 136 to 1620 and encodes 494 amino acids. NCBI's taxonomy places the organism in Eukaryota, Metazoa, Chordata, Actinopteri, Cyprinodontiformes, Rivulidae. The record is from RefSeq and is a predicted model, not a curated record. Gene Ontology annotation, cellular component: ribonucleoprotein complex; cytosol.
CCGGGCAGUCUAGCACGUUGCGAAGCCGCUAGUGUUUUGGCAAUUGCUACGGCGAUAAAGAAAUAUCAUUUAAUUUCAAAGCAACGCUCAUAUUUUAAUUAUUUGAUCAAUUGAGAUUUCCAGUUGACCAAAGAAAUGGUGAUGGAGAAGCCAAGUGCCCAGCUGGUCGGGCGGGAGUUUGUCCGACAGUAUUACACGCUCCUCAACCAGGCCCCCGACUACCUGCACAGGUUUUAUGGAAAGAACUCGUCUUACGUCCACGGUGGUUUGGACAGCAAUGGCAAACCAGUCGAGGCUGUUUAUGGACAAUCUGAGAUUCACAAGAGGGUCAUGGCUCUGAGUUUCCGUGACUGUCACACCAAGAUCAGACACGUGGACGCCCACGCCACCCUGAACGAAGGCGUCGUGGUGCAGGUGAUGGGCGAGCUGUCCAACAACAUGCAGCCCAUGAGGAAGUUCAUGCAGACCUUUGUCCUGGCCCCAGAGGGCACAGUUGCAAAUAAAUUCUACGUCCACAACGAUGUGUUCCGGUAUCAAGACGAGGUGUUUGGUGACUCCGACUCCGAGCCUCCAGAAGAGUCUGAGGACGAAGUCGAGGAGCUCGAGAGGGUCCGCUCCCCCGAUGUCGCCCCGGAAGACUCGGCCCCGUUCUACGACUCAACAACUUGUUCUGACCCGGCAGCUCCUGUUGACGAGGAGGAAGCUCCUGCAGCGAGUCCAGAACCGGAGCAGGAGGUAGAGAAGGAGGUGGAGGCUGCUGAAGAGGAGCUGAAGGCCGAGACGAUGCCCGAGACACAAACAGAAGCGCACGCAGCCGAUGAUCAGACAGAGAAAAGCCCCCCCACCGCCGCCCCCCCAACCACAGAUCCUGCACCUGCUGAACCCGCCCCGGCCGCUCCAGAGGAGAACCGGCCAUUCUCCUGGGCUUCCGUCACCAGUAAGAACCUCACUCCCAGUGGGGCUGUCCCAGUCUCAGGAAUCUCCCCGCACAUCAUCAAAGCCGCCCCCGCAGCUCAGCCGAGAGUGGAGGUGAAGUCCGAGUCCCAGACGACAACACAAAGACCACAGAGAGACCAGAGACCACGAGAACAGAGGCCUGGGGGUCCCCCUCCUGCACACAGAGGGCCGAGACCAGUGCGAGAAGGCGAGCAGGGGGAGUCUGAGGGUCGCAGGGUGGUCCGGUAUCCAGACGCUCAUCAGCUUUUUGUGGGAAACGUUCCUCACGACGUGGACAAGGCUGAACUGAAGGAGUUCUUUGAACAGUACGGGACAGUUCUGGAGCUGCGGAUCAACAGUGGAGGGAAGCUUCCAAACUUUGGCUUCGUGGUUUUUGACGACUCUGAACCCGUUCAGAAGAUCCUCAGCAACCGGCCCAUCAAGUUCCGCGGUGACGUUCGUCUGAACGUGGAGGAGAAGAAGACCCGGUCUGCCAGAGAGAGCGACAGGCGGGACGUGAGGCCCCGAGGUCCGGGUGGUCCAGGUGGUCCCAGAGAGCGAAUCGGAGGCGGCGGCGGCGGACCCAGAGGACCAACUCGUGGCGGCAUGGCACAGAAACCCAGUUUUGGCUCCGGACGUGGAGCCGGACCCACCGAGGGGCGCUACUCCGCUCCACGUCAGUGAACUCACCCGAGCUCCAAACCUGCGUUCGAUUUCCGCCUGGAACUGAUUGGGGAAGAAAAGCCAAAUUUUUGAAACAAACUCCCUUUUUAUUCUGCGCUGACGAGAAAAUCAGUUGGAAUCUCGAUCUGGAGUCGAAUCUUGUUCGCUGGUCACGUUCGCCCGACGUCUCGACUCCCUCCUCAUCGUGUCUGCCUCUAGUCCACGCAGGUUUGGUCAGCUUCUCGUGUCAACUCAACAGGUCCUGCUGAAUUCAGCAGCCAACUCAACGGUCAUCAGUCUCUCUUGAGUAUAGCUGCACCCCCUCCCUCCCAACUCCACCAGUAUCCGAGCACCGCAGGCCCAGUCCCGUCCUCUGACACCUCUUCAUUUUCUCCUCGGUGCAGGAAACCCGCCGGCUGCUGAGACUCGUGUAGACUGAGGUGAUGGUAGGAUGUGGGUUAGCUUGAGCACGUCAUGUUCCCUCAGCUCCACCAGGGGGCGCUCCUCCUCAAUCCAGACCUCGACUGUGCAGGAGACACAACCAGCUCCUCAGAUCACGACAGAUGUUUUCGCCCUUCACUCAGACUUUAGUCAGUUUUCUUUGUUUUUUCCAUGCUGGACUUGAAUGAUCAUCAAACCGACACAGAUUUUAAGGGUAAAUGCUACUUGAAUUGGGGAUUUAAAACCCAGAUGUUGUUUUGUUUUUCGCGUUCUCUCCCUGUUUCUUAAAGGAACGUGUACUUUACUGUUUGGGCAAUCCUGUGUAUUGCUGCCACCGUUGUAUCUAGCGAUGGAUCUGUCUUACCUUUUUAUUCUGUCAGGUCAAGAGCUGAAAUGUAGACGUUUUUAUUUGAAUAAUGUUGUUGGCUUGUGUCUGAAUGCAGCAUGUUUCCAAAACCGGUUUGGGCUUCUGUCGAUGCACUUCAUUUUCAUCAUGUAAAACAAGCUCACACGCCGA